Messenger RNA from Acanthocheilonema viteae, 129 nucleotides. The record is from the annotation of a GenBank genome assembly. Lineage: Eukaryota; Metazoa; Nematoda; Chromadorea; Rhabditida; Onchocercidae.
AUGACACGUUUUAGUCGUAGUCGAACGCAACAAUCUGUCGAUAUCGAUAUCAGUGAUACGAAACCAAUUCGGAAAAGUAGCGAUGAUAGUUUAUCAUCAUGGAGGAACUCAUUGGUCAAUUCAAAAAUG